AUGCUGUAUGGUUUUUGUAACUUAAAUCAACGUUUUCAAGGAAUUAUCCAGUCUUAUUUAUGCGAUAUUGAUCUAAGGCAAAUAAAUCUAUUUUAUAAACAAUUUGUGUUAUUAAUGGAAAAAAUUAUACCUGUACAAGGGGCAUUGGUACGCUCUUUUAAAUUUGCCAUAGAAUCUCAUUUACCGUCACUCCGUCUUCGUCAACUCACUAAUCUACAAUCAUUAACAAUAGUUGGCUGUCCUCCAUAUUAUAACAAUUGUACUAUUCUAAUUGAUGCUCUAUCUUUAUCAACAUUGUCAGAAAUUUCGAUUCAUGUACCAGAUCAAGAUACGUUUAAAAUUAUAUCUACUAAUGCAUCACAAAGAUUGACCAAACUGAUCGUACAGAAUAGUUUAUAUAUUUCAGACAGUUAUUUUAAUGAUAUUCAACAAAUGCCUUAUAUCAAAUGUCUUUCAAUUAGGAUUGAUUCUAAUAAUAUACUAUUAAAUAUAUUUCAGACAAUGCCAAAUCUAGUGCAGUUAAAUUUGUUAUUAUCAGAUUAUUAUGAUGCAGAAGAUGUAAAUCUAAAAGAAUUACCAGUUACAUUAGAAAAAUUACAGAUCGAAAUUGACUAUGGUAAAUUAUAUCAAGCAAAUUUUGAAUUAAUAAAUAAUUUAUUCGAUCUAUUUAAUAAUCAAAUUAAUGAAUUAACAUUAGUUGUUAGAGAAGCUCCAGAAGAAUUAUCUAAUUUUGAAAAAUUUCAAUCAUUAACUAAUAAUUUUACUCAUCUUCAAAUAUUCAACUACAAUAUUCUCACUACUCAUCAACCUGACCAUCGAUUUUCCAGUAUUAUACAGUUUCCCCAUUCGGAAACUUAUUCAUUUUUUACUCUUCCAAAACCUAAACCAGUUUAUCUUGAAUUAAAUCAAGAUACAUCCUCCUUACACGUCAAUAACUACUCAACUUUAGAGAAACUUUUCAACAGUCAUUCAGUUUGUAUAUCUACUCAUAAAAUUUCGCAAAAUUUUCCUUCCGCAUUUCAAUCGAUUAAAGACGAUUACAAUUUUAACAAUUUGAAACAAUUAGAACUUGAUUGUAUGAUAAAAGGUCAAGAAGACUCUCAUCAAUAUUCGAUAUUAAAAAAAAUUAUAGCACAAUCACCAAAUAUAGAUACUAUAUUUAUUCGAAGUUAUAAUACAAAAACAAUUAUUGUUUAUUUAAAAAAUUUAUUUCCAAAAAAAAAUUCAAACAAAAUUAAAAAUUUAGUUAUUCGCGAACAUACAAAUAACAAUUUAAGUGAUUCAUCAUCAUCGGACUACGCAGGUUAUACUCCAACUUCACAUCCACCAAAAUUUUAUUCAACUUUCUUCUUUGAACUAUCUCAAAUCUUACCUGAUUUACAACAAUUAACAUUUGUCUGCGACAAAACAUUCAGGGCGAUAUAUUCAACAAAAAAUUCUAAUUGUCUAAAUGAUUUACGUCUGAAUUUUCCUAAAUUAUAA
Adineta steineri is the source of this 1482-nucleotide messenger RNA. The record is from the annotation of a GenBank genome assembly. NCBI's taxonomy places the organism in Eukaryota, Metazoa, Rotifera, Eurotatoria, Adinetida, Adinetidae.